Messenger RNA from Scleropages formosus (Asian bonytongue), 6006 nucleotides. It is a transcript of the gene nedd4l, whose product is annotated as NEDD4 like E3 ubiquitin protein ligase. NCBI's taxonomy places the organism in Eukaryota, Metazoa, Chordata, Actinopteri, Osteoglossiformes, Osteoglossidae. Gene Ontology annotation, biological process: protein ubiquitination; regulation of dendrite morphogenesis; ubiquitin-dependent protein catabolic process. The transcript is spliced from 28 exons. The record is from RefSeq and is a predicted model, not a curated record. Gene Ontology annotation, molecular function: sodium channel inhibitor activity; protein binding; ubiquitin protein ligase activity. Bases 1552 to 5232 code for a protein of 1226 amino acids. Gene Ontology annotation, cellular component: cytoplasm.
AAAUAAGGUUGACAUUCCGAACUCAGGAACAUUCCUUUAUAUCUUUGCUUUGAAAGAUGAGUAAGGCUUUGGUUAACAAGGGACAGUUAAGUGUUUCAGUGAAUGAAAUGAAAUGGAUUAAGUUUUGGGAAAAGGUGACAUUUUCUUUCCAGUAACUGCUAGGUCUUGCAGUGUGGAACUGUGGGUAAAUACGUACUUAAUUGGUGCUGUGCGACACAAUGCCUAAUUCAAAAAUAAAAGGGAGGAUUGCACAAGCAGUGCAAGUGAGUCAUUCUGUGCCACAGAGUCACUCGUAGGGGUUGUCUGCAGUUCCAAACCGUACUCCUCUCAGAAAUGCCAUCCCCCGAGUACCAGGUGCAUUCUUUCAGGCUGAGUGUGUUCCCUUCUGACGCACCAUAAGAUGUUUGGCUGUCAUUGCUCUCUCUAUUUUGCAGAGAUAGCCUGACACACUCAGGCAACCUACUAAGCUGCUCAGAUGCUAAAUGUCACCAGAACAAAGCAUCUUCUGUGACUGCAACUCUCAAAGACCACAUUAUUAUAGACUUUGUUAAUUCAGUUGGAAUGGCAUCAUUGAGGCCUUCAUCCACCAGCAGUGACAGUACUGUGUAUAUGCUAAAUCACUUUUUCCCCAGUCUAUUUUUUUUUAUUAUUAUCCUUUAGCAUUUAGUCAGUUUUAGUAAGAUAGAUUACAGUUCUUUUAAACCGUGAAAGUGGCUCAGUUCAUCUGUUCUCCUGCUUCUUCUUAAAUAAUGCUAACGUUGUACAUGAUCAUUGAUCUGACAAUUGUCAACAGCUGUGUAUUUUGGUAAAUUUUUUGGAACUGAUCGUGACACUCUGUAGGCCAGUAAGUUUCUUGGUAUGUUUUCUGCACUGGUAAAGAGGAAAAUGUUGUUGCCCUGAGGUCAUGGUAGCAUUUGAGAGCUCCUGAACCCUUUAGAAUGGUCACAGUGGCAAUGAAGUGUUGGAUGGUGUCCCUAACACAUGGGAUGUGCACAGAGAUUUAUGGCUGUGUCAAGUUUGUGCCGCUUUGACUCAGCUGCGUGAGCCCCCUUGCUCUCCCAGGGGGCCCCGUUGUCCUGACGGAUAAGAAGCAGCUGGGAGGGUGCUGUUUCAGGCUGGCACAGUUUAAAAUGGGGGCGAGACUCUUUCCCACAUCACGUGUCAUAAGCACCCUGCCCUCACCUCGGUGCUCAGGAUCGGCCGGCCGUGUCCUUAUCCAAUCGCGCCCGGAAUGCUGCUUGUCACUUGGGCUAUUUCUGCUGUCUGUCGCUAUCGGCCUGCGGUGCCAGCAGCUUGGAUAUAUGGGAUACUUUUUAAUAUCUCCUCCCCGCGCUCUCUCUCCAGCUCUCUUCCCUUCUCUGGCCCAGAGUUUACAGCUUGCAGCCCUCAACUCCCUGGCAGUGCCGUUCUUGUUAUUGUUGUUUGAGUUCCUUGUUCCUGUGGUCUGUUCUGUGAGGUAGGGAGGGUGGGAGAGAGGGAGGGAAGAACGAGAGCGAGAGAGAGAGUCCUGAUUUGGCAGGUUGGCGACUUGCUGAGAGUGGAGUCUCAGAAAUGUCUCACCGAUUGCGGCUCUACUUCGGCUCCGGCCGCAGCAACACAGCCCCUGAGAUCGAAGAGCUGGAGGAGGCAACUGGAGAUGACACUGUCACAACAUUCGUUGUACAGCCAGGACACAGGGGUCUGCCACCCUUUUCCGAUCGAAGUGGCGCACGGCCUGGGGAGUCCUCGCUGAAGCGCAGCUCGUCCAUGUUUAUCCCACAGCUCACUCAGCAGCCAGAGCCACGACCCACCAAGAGCUCCUCUAUGCAGAUCUCCUUGCAACGCUUCACUGGACCUGAUGAGGAUGGCCAGGUCCUGGACAGCCCUUCAAAGUUUCAUCCUGAGUCUGCUGAGCUGCAGGCCCCCAUUGACAACAAAAAUGGCACUUUGAGUAUGCCAAAUGGAGAUACACCUGGAAUAAAUGUGGGUGGGUUUUGCAUUCAGCGCAAGUCCAUUGAUGGCUCAGACAUGCAGCAGUUGAGGAUUCUGUCUUUGGGUUUGGACAGCCAAGGGACCACUCAUCGAUGGUGCGUGCAGGAGAACCCAGAUGGGAGUCUGGCACCUCAGCGGUUAGUGCUGCAGGUCCAACAGGACCAGAGAAGACUCCCUAUGGCUGCCCAGGGUGAGGAUGCAGACAUGGGCUUCACAGGAGCCAAAGGUGAGCGCAUGGUGCGCUACCCACGAAUCCGGCUGGCCCGAAGUACCUCUCAACCGGUUCAGCCACAGGGGAACUUCAAGAGUGCCAACUCUGGCGCUGACGGACUGGCAACCAAGGUCACAGCUACAAAUACGGGCAACCAGAGUAGGAAUAUGGAUGAUGUUAUGCAAGGCUGCACCUUAAAAAUCAGGAAAGAACAAAACCGAAGGCAACCCCAGUUUAAGAUAUAUUUUGCCCAUCCUGGAGAUCACAAUCUGACUUCAUCACAGGAUUUAAAUUCAGGACAAAGGCCAAACAGGAUUAGCCCUCAGACAAGAGAUGACUUCUUGGGACAGGUUGAUGUGCCUCUCAGUCAUUUGCCUACUGAAGAUCCCACGAUGGAGCGGCCAUAUACGUUUAAAGACUUCUUGCUCCGUCCUCGAAGUCACAAGUCCCGAGUGAAGGGUUAUCUUCGCCUGAAAAUGGCUUACUUACCCAAGAAUGGAGGGCAAGAAGAGGACACCACUGAAACAAGAGAAGAGGCUGAGGGCUGGGAGGUGGCGGACUCAGCCGAUGCUGGGUCUCAGCGCCAGCAGCAGCUCUUACCCCCCCUGCCCCCUGGGUGGGAGGAGAAGAUUGACAACCUGGGUCGCACCUACUAUGUCAAUCACAACAACCGCACCACUCAGUGGAAAAGACCAAGCUUUGUGGAUAUUGUUUCGGAGACCGAGAAUGACAACCACAUCAGACAGAUCAACCAGGAGGCCCAUCGUGUGUUCCGGUCAAGGAGACACAUCAGCGAGGACCUGGAAAAUGAACACAUGGAGCCCCGAGACCUUGAUGAUGUAAGCAUGAAUUUUGAAUCCUGGGAGCCUAUCUCUGAGGAGGAAGCCCCUAUGACUGUUGAUUCUCUGAAUCAGUCUCUACCACCCCCUGCCUCACCAACACCUGCUCCUCAGUCCAGCCCUCACGAUUUCACAGAAGAGAUCAACCUGCGCUUGUCGCUUACAGCUGAUGCAAAUGGAGAACACCCAAGCCCCAGCCCUGUUGUGCAGAGCCAACUAUCCUCUAGGCUGCGCUCCUCCAGCAUGACGGACGGAGUCAGCGACCAGUCUCAAGCCCCACCACUAGUGCAGAGCUCCCAGACCAGAAGAACCAGAGCUCAAACUGUCACAGGCGUUGAAGAGUCCAUGUCUCCGUCUGCAGUGUACGCCUUCACCACGCCUGGCCUACCUCCAGGAUGGGAGGAGAGGAAGGACACCAAAGGACGUACUUACUAUGUAAACCAUAACAACCGCAGCACCACCUGGACCCGCCCAAUCCUGCAGCACACAGAUGAUGGGGCCAGCACAUCCUCUGCUGCUGCAGCUGCCGCCACCACCACUGCCUCCUCCUCUACGGGCACAGCCAGCAGCCACCUGACUGAGCCUCAGCUGCGCCGGCCUCGCAGUCUGAGUUCCCCUACUGUCACCCUGUCCGCCCCCAUUGAGGGGGCCAACAACAUCCCAGCCCGUCGUGCAGUGAAGGACACCCUUUCAAACCCCCAGUCACCACAGCCCUCGCCCUACAGCUCGCCGAAAUCACAACACAAGGGCACGCAGAGCUUCUUGCCUCCAGGCUGGGAGAUGAGGAUAGCCCCCAACGGGCGGCCGUUCUUCAUUGACCACAACAGCAGGACCACUACUUGGGAAGACCCACGGUUAAAGUAUCCUGUCCAUAUGAGGACAAAGGCUUCUCUGGACCCUGGUGACCUUGGCCCGCUUCCUAACCUGCUGGAGGAGCCUGGCUGGGAAGAGCGUGUUCAUACAGAUGGGAGGACAUUUUACAUCGACCAUAAUUCUAAGACCACCCAAUGGGAGGAUCCUCGUCUGCAGAACCCAGCCAUCACUGGACCUGCAGUACCAUAUUCCAGAGAGUUCAAACAGAAAUAUGACUACUUCAGGAAAAAAUUAAAGAAACCGGCAGACAUCCCCAACAGGUUUGAGAUGAAACUGCAUAGAAACAACAUCUUUGAGGAAUCGUACCGGCGCAUCAUGUCCCUUAAGAGGCCUGAUGUCCUGAAGGCACGGCUGUGGAUCGAGUUUGAGUCAGAGAAGGGGCUGGACUAUGGAGGUGUGGCCCGGGAGUGGUUCUUCUUACUGUCCAAGGAGAUGUUCAACCCAUACUAUGGCCUCUUUGAGUACUCAGCCACGGAUAAUUACACCCUGCAGAUCAAUCCCAAUUCUGGCCUCUGUAAUGAAGACCACCUCUCCUACUUCAAGUUUAUUGGUCGUGUGGCAGGCAUGGCUGUGUUCCACGGGAAGCUCUUGGAUGGUUUCUUCAUUAGGCCUUUCUACAAGAUGAUGCUUGGAAAAUCAAUUUCACUGAAGGACAUGGAGUCUGUGGACAGUGAAUAUUACAAUUCUCUGAAAUGGAUUCUGGAGAACGACCCCACAGAACUUGACCUGCGGUUCUGUAUUGAUGAAGACAAUUUUGGCCAGACAUACCAGGUGGAUCUGAAACCCAGGGGAUCAGAAAUGGUCGUCACAAAUGAGAACAAAAAGGAGUACAUAGACCUUGUUAUCCAGUGGAGGUUUGUUAACAGAGUUCAGAAACAAAUGAAUGCAUUUUUGGAGGGCUUCACAGAACUGAUUCUUAUCGACUUGAUUAAGAUCUUUGAUGAAAAUGAGCUUGAGCUGCUGAUGUGUGGCCUGGGUGACGUGGACGUAAAUGAUUGGAGGCAGCACACCGUCUAUAAGAAUGGCUACUGCCCCAACCACCCUGUCAUCCAGUGGUUCUGGAAGGCUGUCCUGUUGAUGGACGCAGAGAAGAGAAUUCGAUUGCUCCAGUUUGUCACAGGGACAUCACGUGUGCCUAUGAAUGGCUUUGCAGAACUAUAUGGAUCCAAUGGGCCACAGUUGUUUACCAUUGAGCAGUGGGGAACUCCAGACAAGCUUCCUCGUGCUCACACCUGUUUCAAUCGGCUGGACCUACCUACCUAUGAGUCCUUUGAUGACCUCCGGGAGAAGCUGCUCAUGGCAGUAGAAAAUGCACAGGGCUUCGAGGGAGUCGACUAAAUGUCACCAGUAUACACUGAACAGAAGGAAUUGUUUCAAGUCACGGAUGCCACAGAUAUGUUCAUGUGUGCAAGCGUAUGUAUGCACAUGUGUAGCUGUGGACAACUGUAUAGUAAAUUAAGUGCGUGCCCAUGGUCUACUUUGCCUGUUUUACGCUGCGUUCCUGGGAAACUGAGGGGGCACACAUUUUUUUCUUUUCUUUUCCCAAGCAGGUUCAGCACGUGACAAAAACUUCUGAUGCAUUUGAAUUACUCCAAUAUUCAUACUAUGCUAUUGGAGGUGUGGUGCUGUAACUACUUUGCAUUCUUUAUUAACUGCAAUGAAAUAAGGCAAAAUAAUCACUUGUACAAGUCUUGUAUCGCACUACCAACUUACCUUAGGAAUAACAAAUCACUGAUGAUUACUGGCAAUGUCGUCCUCACGAUACGCUGAAUCGUUCCUUAUUGAUAAAGCUUCUCCACCUGUUGUUUUCACAGUUAUUUUUAUAUCUUUCUUUGCAAGUCAAGAAACAAGAUGUUCAUAAUCAUUUUUAGAUUUUUAUUGUUAUUAAUAUUAUUAUGCUUCACAAAGUGUAUUUGUACUGUACAGUGUUCUGUAUUUUAGACGGUGUAUCAAAUCAUAAAUCUGGUCAAUGGAAAAGGAAUCUGCAUAUCUGGGGGAAAAAACAAAAAACUUUUUUUUUAAAGCCCUACAAAAUGGCAUGAACAAGUAUAUGCAGUGGCCCCAUAAAAAGGGCAUAUUCUUGUACUGGAAAAAAAAAAUCCCCAAAAGAAG